Heterobilharzia americana is the source of this 5983-nucleotide messenger RNA. The record is from the annotation of a GenBank genome assembly. Lineage: Eukaryota; Metazoa; Platyhelminthes; Trematoda; Strigeidida; Schistosomatidae.
AUAGCGCGAGAUUCACUGUUUGUGCUACCUGUAGAAAGGUGACAAGAAGAAUGAAUAAUGGUAACAAUGAUGGAGCCAACAGACCAGGAUAUUCAGAAUUAACAAAUUACAUUCCAACCGGUUAUCAAGAGAAUUAUGACUACGAGUUACCAAAAAAUGCCGCUGCUAGUGGCAAUCACUUACCUAUCUCCCAAAAUAUGCUAUGCCAAGUUGAUGAAAAGCCGAAAAUCUUGUUAAUGGGUUUAAGAAGAAGUGGAAAGUCAUCAAUUCAGCGAGUUGUAUUUCAUAAAAUGGCACCUAAUGAAACAUUGUUCCUGGAAAGUACACACAAAAUUGAAAAGAAUGAUGUCUCUGAAUGUUCUUUUAUCAAAUUUCAAAUAUGGGAUUUUCCCGGUCACAUUGAUUUUUGUGACGAAACAUUUCAAUCUGAGGCCAUAUUCUUAGCUUCUUGUGCCAUUAUAUUCAUAAUUGAUGCUCAGGAUGACUACCAUGAAGCAUUAACUCGUUUACAUAUCACUCUAGAGUCAGCAUUUCGCUUUAAUAUGAAUAUUAAAUUCGAAGUAUUUAUCCAUAAAGUUGAUUGUUUAACGGAUGAUCAGAAAAUGGAUAUUCAGCGAGACAUUACACAACGUGUAACCGGUGUCUUAGAAGAUUUACUCUGUGAACAACCAUCAAAUGCUGGAAUAAGUAUAGGAUUCCAUUUAACUACGAUAUAUGAUCAUUCAAUCUUCGAGGCAUUUAGUAAAGUGGUACAAAAAUUAAUCCCCUAUUUGGAUGCAUUUGAGCAUUUGUUGAAUAUAUUUAUUUCAAAUUCCAUGGUGGAUAAGGCUUUUCUCUUUGACGUUGCCAGCAAAAUCUAUUUGGCAACAGAUUCUAAUGCAGUGGAUAUGCAAACCUAUGAAUUAUGCUGUGAUAUGAUUGAUGUUGUUGUUGAUGUAGCAGCAAUUUACACUCCUCGUUCUAAUUUUGUUGAUCCACCUGUCUCUGAACAAACUGGCGCUACGAUUAUUUUAAAUAAUGAUAGAGCAUUAUAUUUACGUGGAGUUAAUCAGUACAUGGCACUAGCUUGUUUAAUGUACGAGGAGUCAUUAGAGAAAAUGGCAGUUUGCUGUUCGAACGCCUUAAAAUAAUCGUUCGUCAACUCCAUUUUCUUGUGACGCCUAAAUCGCAUCAUUGUAAUAAUUUGAACAUUGAGGAAUCCACUGAGGCGGUAUGUCAAUGUACGAAUAUUCGUCUUUGUCUUCAGUGAAUAUAUACAGGUGACAAAUGAUUUCUGCGAAUGAGAUACUUAAUGAUUUUUAAGAAAACACCAAACGACUUACAUACUUUCUGGAGUUAUAUUUAGAUAUUUUGUGCUAACAGUGAAUAGAAGUGAUUAUGUGCUUGUUUAUUCAACGACAUGCUUACAAUUUACAGUUAUUGAAUUAAACGCGCUACCUCUGUUUAUCCUCAAUUUGAUGCGUCGAACUGAGAUUCAGUUACUGAAUGUCCAAACUAUUAAAAAGUUAUCUGUUUUGUUUUGAGAUGGAUGUUGAGAUAUACUAGAUACAUGGAAUCUAAUGUUUAUAACUACCCACCUGGUUGAUUAAAAGCGAAAGAAAAACUGUCACAAGCUCUAUGCGAUGGCGUCUAGUCAAAAUCAACCCUAAAGUGCACGAAGAAAUCCACCUUUUGCAAGGAUUCAUAAUGCAUGUGACUGCGAUAAAUUGUCACAGUCUCGGCAGAUAUGUGCUUACGUCUAGUCAAACCAUGUCUGACAAUGUUCUCGCUGUUUAUUGUUGCUCUAUAACUGAGUUAUACCAUAGUUUGAUUGGUUGUCAUUAAAGUAUGAUUGAGUCUAUGCUACUGUAACUGUUAGUGUAAGUACAGCUACUUAAUAAACUGUGAAUGAGGUUGCGUGACCUGAUUUUGGAACCUACUACAAUUGCAAUCCUUGUUCUCUCUGUGUCAUUCCGGAGUGGUAGUUCCAGUUAGCUUUAUAUACAAAUUGAACUAAUUCAUAAUUCAAAUUGCGAAAACAGUACAUUGAUCAUUUGUCACAAGGGGUAAGAUUUUGUCGGGAUCCUCGUAAGUGUCACGUAAUUUUUAAUUCAAAAUUUUUUUCUUAGCUGUUCGUAACUACAUGAUAUCUGUGUUUAUUUCUUUAUGUUGAAAUUAUGACAUUUACAGGUUGAGCCUGAUGAGACUUUAGCACAAAAUAUGUAAUUCUGCUGAGAUUUGUGUUCUGAAUGAUACAAUAGGUAUAUUUAAUCUACUCAAGCCUCGAUAUUUUGUUGGUAAUCCAUUUUGCAUAGAGAAAUAUAAGCACAAACGAGAUCAAAGCAUAUUUACAUGGAAAUAUUUUUAGACUCCGUCUAAGCAAUGCUGAGUAUUGUUUAGGUCCUUACUCAUUAGCAAACUGGUGUAUACAAAGAGACAUUGAAGGGCACUGGUUCCAAACCGGUAUCGUGCCCGGACUUUAGAACACACAAAUGCUGUAUGAACUUCCUUUGGACGUUAGCAACAAUGAGAAUGUAGCAUUCAACACUGCUCUGUGAAUUAGACUUCAAGUUAAAGGAUAGCGUAGUAAACACCUGUCGGAGUGUGGACGUUUUAGUAAAACCUUAGUCCUCACAUAAUCUAUAUUGCCUAGUAUUUCUUGAUUUUCAGUGAUUUAUCAACUUUGUGUUGAAAGCUAUCUACAAGUUAUUCACCUUAAAAAUUACUGACUUCGUAAAUUUGAUUGUGUUGCUGGGGGACUGUUCAGGAUAAUUUUUAUCCUUAGCCUACUCAACCAAAUAAAUCUACUCCAACAACACAAAUCUCUUCUUCAACCGUUACUGGUAUUUCCAAUUUCUAGAACACUAAUGUCUUGAUAAACCUACUGUAUUGAGAAGUAAUGAAGUGAUUAGAGACGGAAGUAUGGGUAAAAUUUCAUAGUAUAAGACCGGAAAGCUCAAAUGACGGUUACAGAUGAAGCUGUAGGAAACGAGAAGACAAAGAUGAAGGGAGGAAUCACUACCAACCAGCUCUUGUCGUUUUCUCGCCAAGUCAGCAUUCCAUAAGUAUUCACCCAUAGGCGUUCUUUUUGUGUCAACAAUGUUCUCAACUUUUAUUUCCCACAGAUUUGUUUGUCUCCGUUCCUUCAGUUAUGGCUUUUAUCACUUAAGUAUAGGGUCCGACUUCUGAAGACAAAUAAGUCUUAAUGGGUCCUUUUCUACUGCAUGUACACCGUAUGUGAUCUCAGGUAGAGUUCAUUUUCUUCGUCUGAUCUUGAUAAGAAGUCUGCUAACUAGUUUUUUUCCCCUGCAAAGUGACCGAUUGUGAAAUUGUACGCUUGCAAAAAGUCAUUUUCAAAAUGUACUUCAUUCCCUUUUCUGCUUCUUCUUCUUUUGCUCUUCAUACACCAGCGUUGUCUCUCGCAUUUCUCUGGGCAGAUUUCUUACCCAUUGCUGGUAAUUCUCUAUGAUUUCUGCCGUCCUCUCAAUAUAUACUACUUAUAUCCAUUCUUACCAGCAACGCCUACCACAGAGUUAUAAACAUUUACUGAUAUUGCACAUGUUGUCCAGUUGUGCCAAAAAAGCCUUACCACUUUUUUAUGAAAUUCCUUUUUGUAAAUGAAGCGUAUAGGCAGUAGUCUACAUUUUUGUCCCUGUUGCCUAAGUUAUACUGUAAAAAGCCAUAUAUGUGUAAUCUUAGAUCCUAUUUAAAACGAACUCUUUGGAAUUCAACUUCACUAAUUACGCUAGAAAAGUGUUUACUUUCGAUUAAGACUUGGUUACCUUGAUUGCUAUAAAUCCUUAUAGUAUUGAGUUCUCUAAGCUAGAUUGUUUAAUCACGGAGCUUCCGUCGUCAUUCUAGAGAGAACAUAACACCAUUAAAAUUAUCCUUCUGAGCUAUAAAUAUUCUCCAUCAUCUCAAAAUGCAAUAUAUUCUACCUAGCUUUUCAAGGUGAUAUCCUACUAAGUUGAUUCUUACUUCACCUGAUAAGUACUAAGUGACAGAUUUCUAACCUAAAUAAUAAGGCAUUAGACCAUAUUCUUUAGUCCUACCUACUGUGACUGACUGAAAUUUCAUCUUCUUCAGCAAAUAGAUUUCAGCAGCAAGUCGCUUAAAUUAGUCUUUUGAUACCUUGAACUGCUUAUAGGUCUUCUUUUGAUUAAAGACAGUCAGUAUUGAUUAACUUUGUAACCUGAACGACUGUUAUUGAUGCAAUGAAGUGGCUGACUCUACCUCAAAAUUCACUCUUCAGCAUUCUUAUCAUCUCCAAAGAUUGAUAAAGAGUAAGCCAACAAUUUUAUAGUGUUGGACUGACAGUCUUCCUGCUGUCAGUCUUUGGGUUCGAUUAAUACAGAUUCCGACAAAUGCUGGAUGCUACUUUUUUCUCAUUUCGAGUGCCCGUCAUAACUCAAAAUUGAAAUUCACUCAGCAGCCACAUGCAUGUUCUUGCUGUAGGCAAUGAGACCCGCCUGUUGCUUGGAGGCUUGUGAUACCACCUGGCUACCCAGAUCUCUUAGGCGGAGUCGGGGUCGAAUUUGACUGAUCGGUUGAAAGUCAAGUGCCUGGACCAAUGAGCCACAGCUUCACAUAAGUCGUAAGAGGUCAUUUUUACGCAAAUUGAGAAAACUUCUCCAUGUUAGAGGUUAUAGGGACCGUUGAAAUGAACAUCCAUCAAGAGUUUAUGAAAAUUUGAGGAAACCAAGAGGAAAAAAUUAACGGUUUUAACAUCCACUUGCCAUUUCAACAAAAUCUUGCUAGUACUAUCGUUUGCCAAGUCAACAAUUAUAGAACUUCAAACGAAGGUGAAAAGUUGAGGAGGACGAAAUACGCAUUUAAUUGGAUGUUUUUAAUUCAUCUUACCAACUGGAAAUUCUCUUUUCCAGUCUGGUUUCCAAUUAAAUUUGUAUUUGCUUAUCCAUAGAAAGUGCCUAGUAACUGAAACAACCGCCGGAUAAAACAUCGUAUAACUGGACUCAUUUGAAUAAACGUCAUCCAUAACUAGCGUACCAAAGUUCUUAUUAGUGAAGUUCACUGUCCAAUUUAGCACAGAAUCCAAGUUCAUACACCAGCAGUAUGUAAAGAAUACAGGAUGGACGUCAUGUGAGCUAAACAGCUAAGUGAAGUAUACUGGAAGAGCUACUGUCGACUAAAGGUAUUCGUUACCUCCCAGCUUCACUUGACAAUACUAUUCAAAAUGAAUGGAAAUGAAUAUUCAAGUAAUGUCAAGGUAUCUACUUAGCAGCCAAUAUACCGACAGAGGUCGGUCAAUUCGAUCCAGUAUAACAACAAAAAAUUAUAAGUCUCAGUAAGCAGUGAAUGAGAGUUUACAACUUGCAUCUGUGGCGUACACAUGAUAAAUUGUGAGAUCAUAUUUUUACCUUUUACAAAUUCAUUUCUGUUUAAUUGUAUGCAGUGACAUUUUCUUUUUUCUUCAGGCUUAAUAGAGUUCAAUUUCCGUGUUAUUAAGAAUGCACUGCAACAAAUGUUGGAAUUGAAUCAACAGCAUGCGAAACAAGAAUUAGCUGCUAUGUUAAUGCAUCAACCGACCUCAAAUCGUAUACCAGAAGAUGAGGAAGAAGAGAAGGCGAUUGUAAACGAACCAAUGGAUGAAAUUGACUCAGAUGAAAAAGAUGAACAAAUUGAUGAUGAACAAGAAAUUAAUAGAGACCAAAUAGCAUACAACGAUAGAGGGAUACGAAAAAUGUAGCCAAGUUCUGUGUACCAUUGUAUUCUAAUUUCAUGAAACUAUUUUGUAUUCGCAUAGGUAUGUAAAUGAAUUUGUCUAAGUACAGUAACAACUACUGACUCAUUUACUGUGAUUUUUUGUUUGCUUAUUUUUAUCUACCACUUUCAUACUUACUAUUGAUUACAUAUAUACAUACAUAUUUACUUGACUUUUCUGAAAAUAUCUUCCUUCUAAUUCUUUAUAUUUACCAUGCAAUAUUUAAUGUGUUCAGCUGUUUAAAAUUGAAAUAAUCAGUAAGAGAUGAAUACUGAUACACUG